GAUGUAGCUCUCUGCAUCUCAAAAACUGUAUUUUUCACACGUAAUGUGCUGCUGUAAGUUCCACCAUAACAAACACCUGCGGUUGUAGCAGCACCAGCGGGUCCUCGGGGUUCGGCUCCAUCUCCUCCACGCUGCUGCUGGUAGGACUCUAACCAGCCUGUGCUUUCACCCCCCACGGUCCUCCCAGGUGGUCCGUCAGAGCGCUGGUUCGAUGCCCAACACGUCCGAGGGUCCGGCAUCGGGACCGAGCCCCCCCGCCCCGGCGGAGUCGGCGGGGCUGCAGGGGCUGCAGGGGCUCCCCGAUGGGGAGGCGGGCUCCCUGGCCCGGGAGGCUGGGCGGGGGAGACGGGCUUCCAGCGCCGAGCUGCAGCUGCAGGGCCAGCAGGGCCAGGUUCAGGGCCAGGGCUGCCCGGUGCAGCACUCCCGGGAGAAGUUCUACACCGUCUGCUCCGACUACGCGCUGCUCAACCAGGCUCCCUGCCUGCACAGCCCGGCCCGGAGCACCGGGGCCGGGCCCUCGCCGGCCAGGGGCCCCGGCCCCGACCCGGGGGCCGACUGUGACAUGGAGGAGCUGACCUCCGGCAGCACCGAGCCCAUCCUGGCCUGGGAGAUCGAUACUGCCGACUUUAAAGCCGUGUUCACCCGGAGAAUCAGAACCAGCAACGGGAAGAAGGGCGGCGUGAAGAAGAUGAGGUCCACAGACAGACCCAGGAGGAACCUGCAGGAUGUCCCCGCUCCUGGUUCCCUGGAGGAUAUCAAACAGAGGAAAGUGCUCGACCUCAGGAGAUGGUACUGCAUCAGUCGGCCGCAGUACAAGAUGUCCUGUGGAAUCUCCUCCCUGGUGUCUUGCUGGAACUUCUUGUACAGCUCUCUGGGUGCAGGCAGUCUUCCACCCAUCUCUCAGGAGGAAGCUCUGCAUGUUUUAGGGUUUCAGCCGCCUUUUGAGGAAAUCAAGUUCGGGCCCUUCACCGGGAACACUACGCUGAUGCGAUGGUUCAGGCAAAUCAACGACCAUUUCCGAGUGCGAGGAUGCUCCUACAUUCUGUACAAACCCCACGGGAAGAACAAGACGGCCGGGGAAACGGCUGAAGGAGCUCUGCUGAAGCUUACACAGGGGCUGAAGGACGAGUCCAUGGCGUACAUAUACCACUGUCAGAACCACUACUUCUGCCCCGUGGGCUUCGAGGCCACGCCGCUCAAACCGGCCAAGGCUUACAGGGUCGCUCUCCCCACCAAUGAAACAGAGUACUGGAUCAUGAUUGGUGAACCCAGCAGAAAGCAUCCAGCUAUUCACUGUAAAAAGUGGAUGGACAUUGUGACUGACCUGAACACGCAAAACCCAGAAUACCUGGAUAUUCGCCACACCGAGAGGGGGAUUCAACGCCGCAAAACCAAGAAGGUGGGCGGCAACCUGCACUGCAUCAUGGCUUUCCAGAGGGUGUACUGGCAGAAGCUCGGCCCCUGGGCGCUGAAUCUGGAGAACCUACGCCACGACUGCCACCACUCCGGCUCGGAGCGGGCACACGGGAGCGAAGACGCCGAGGAGAGAACGUCGUCCAAGCAGCUCGGCCACCUGGGGCGCUCUCACAGUCUGGGGAGUCAGAAAGACAGCAACUGGAGACGCCUGUCCAACACCCCGGAGUACCGGCAGAGGGGCUCCCCCGACAGCGACCGCGAGGACGACAUCACAGAAUGAGCGGGAGACCUUCAUAGCACACUCUCAGUGCAGAAGUGAUGCAUUUCAGUAGGCAAAAAAAAUCCUAUUUUGGUAAAUACUUCUUCAACUGCAGCUGCAGGAUAGUGUAGAGAGAGAGAAAAAUGUACUGAUAGUAAGGGGAAGAUGGAACAUCAUCAGCGCCAGUGACUUCCCUGCUUUUAAGCCAGCCGGUCGGUGUCUCCUAGUUUCUCCUGCUGCUGGGCGUCAUCAUAUCUGAAACAUUGUACUUGUCUCAUGCUCUCCAGAAACACGGGUCUCGUAAUGGAAACCAUGUUCCUUUGGUUUGCUCUAAUCUCAGAUCCCUACGGGCAGAUUGAGUGCAGGUGCUGAGAUACAGAUCAGUCCUCGUCGGCAUCCACGCUAGUCGUGCUGGGAAGGAUUUCCACCCACAAAGAUGCCUUCACAAAUGAAUUUUUCACCAUCGCUUCGAGUGCAUUAACUAGUGUUGUCAGAUUUAUUGUCUCCCCUUUCACGGGCAGAUGAAAGCUUUUACACUGACGGGGGAUCAGGGCCAGUCUAAAUGUUUUUUUUCCAUCAUUCUCUGGGAACAACCAUUUAAUGGAACAACGCCUCCCAGCAGCGUUGGUUCUGUGUAACUGUAUGAGAGCGUUGUGUGUACAAUUUUAAGGUGAGGCUGCAGCAGGUUGCUUUUAUAAUCUCUCUCUGCAAACGUAGGCAGCUGCAGUGUUAAUUAAUGCAGAAAUUAGACACAUAAUGGCCGAUUUUUUUAGGGUCAAACUCGCAGACGUAGUGAGUGCAAUAAAAUUAAAGGCUCGAUUUUUAUCCGCUGCAGCUCAGUGAGAGGAGACUUCUGCAGGAGAAAUAUCUCCGCUUUGGGGAGAUUGGUAUGUUUGGACUUUUGCAUGUGAAGAACUUACAUUGAGUUUGUUGAAAAGGGUCAGAAUGAAAACAACAAGUUUUCUGUAUUUACAAGCUCAUCCCUUUAAGAGAAGUCUGCAGGUGAAUAAACAGGUACGCACACUGACGCCGUCAGCUCAUGCAACAGCUGCUAAGUACUUAAACAAGUUUAAAAACAAUCAAAUAGUUGAAUAAACCCAUCCUAAGGAUUUAUUUCAUCCAUCGCUGCAGUUUGUGUACCAAGAGAGGAAGUUAAGCUGCUCUUACAUGUUAAAGCCAGACGACAUGAUUUUAAUUCUCCUCGUCCAUUACUUGCGUGCACAAACAAACUCCUGAGUUUAUCACGUCACCUUAAACUCCCUGCAGUAUUCCAAAGCACAUGAUGUGCAGCUGCUGCUGCCUAGAGACGCACACCGCCUGUACAUUCACGCCUCCAGUUGUGGCGGUUCCUCCUUUUGUUCGGUGGUUUGUUUUGUGGAAAUGCCGUCCAGUUGAAGUGUUGUGAAAGCAGCCGACUCUCUGUUGUGCUUUGUGACUCCUCCGGUUCCAGUUGUAUAGACGAUCCUAGUUGUUUUUAAGUGACGGGACUGUACAUACAUGACACCUUUUACACUUUGACAGUGUGAACCGGAGAAAUUAAGAUUCCGUGUUGAUUUUACCGACAUAAGCUUCUUUCUUUGCAUCUUUGUAGAAUCGUUUGUCUUUGUUCCAACUGUGACUGUACAGACCUUCUAAAGUGGGUUUGGUGUCGUUGUUUAAGCAUUUACUUAUUUAUUUAUUUAUUUAAUAAAAUACAUUUUUACA
Molecule: messenger RNA, 3379 nt
Organism: Cololabis saira (Pacific saury)
Lineage: Eukaryota; Metazoa; Chordata; Actinopteri; Beloniformes; Belonidae
Product: basic immunoglobulin-like variable motif-containing protein
Exons: 10
Coding region: 212-1696 (494 amino acids)
Biological process (GO): nucleotide-excision repair
Cellular component (GO): nucleus
Molecular function (GO): DNA endonuclease activity; single-stranded DNA binding
Source: RefSeq, a predicted model, not a curated record